AUGGAUUCUAAAUCCGACUCUCCAUCGCAUCCGCGGCAGUUCUCCGCCAUUAUAGCUGGAAAUAUUGAUGGACGAACGGAUAAUGUUCGAUACCGCCAAAGACAAUUCCACCGCCUCCAAGCGAGCAUUCUCCAACACCUGACGGAAUUGAAAGAGGCUAUCUCCCAGGACUCGGGUCAUAGCGAAGAAGAAGUGCAGACGGAAGUCUGUCUCUCGCUGAAGGAAAUUCGCUCUCAUUACUCAUCCCUAAACUUCGAGAAGAGUGUCCAGGUAGAGUACCGUGUGGCACGCGGAGAAGACAAUGUGGACAGGAAGAAAGGUGCAGGCAUUGUCUAUAUCAUACCCUCCACCCACACAAUCUUUUAUUCGGUCAUCGCCGCGCUGAGUGCAGCCCUCGCGGCAGGGAACUGUAUCAUCGUGGAGCUUCCCAAAACCACCUCAAGGGUUACUGCUCUACUUCCCGGAGUCCUCACCGGAGCGCUAGAUAGUGAUACAUUUGCUAUCAGUGAGAGUCGCCCCGACGCAGAAUUCCUUAGUACUACUCGUGUUUUGAACCAACAGUCGUCUGAUCGUCUUACACCUUCAAUCCUCGAGUCUCCGAACACUUUGCGGACGGUGGCCGUGGUAGACCGAACGGCAAAUCUUCAGGAAGCGGCGAUUGACCUUGUCCGAGCGCGGUUUGCAUUCAAUGGCAGCUCUCCGUACGCCCCGGAUGUAGUGUUAGUGAACCAGUUCUUCAUGCAACCCUUCGUGGAGUUGGUGAUCAAACACGUUGCCAAACAUGUCGGGAGCGACAACCGUGGCUCCAACUCGCUUCCUAAGCGCCCCAGACAGUCAUCUGUGCUUGACCAGAUAGGUUCUGAGAAGGGUGCUAAGGUGAUCGUGUCUGGCACUGGAUGGGGUGUUGCGUUGAUACAGGAUCGGUAA
Molecule: messenger RNA, 927 nt
Organism: Aspergillus oryzae RIB40
Lineage: Eukaryota; Fungi; Ascomycota; Eurotiomycetes; Eurotiales; Aspergillaceae
Exons: 2
Coding region: 1-927 (308 amino acids)
Molecular function (GO): oxidoreductase activity, acting on the aldehyde or oxo group of donors, NAD or NADP as acceptor
Source: RefSeq, a predicted model, not a curated record